Lingula anatina is the source of this 2784-nucleotide messenger RNA. Its product is annotated as WD repeat-containing protein 19. The record is from RefSeq and is a predicted model, not a curated record. Gene Ontology annotation, cellular component: intraciliary transport particle A; cilium. NCBI's taxonomy places the organism in Eukaryota, Metazoa, Brachiopoda, Lingulata, Lingulida, Lingulidae. Gene Ontology annotation, molecular function: protein binding. Gene Ontology annotation, biological process: cilium assembly; intraciliary retrograde transport.
ACGUCCAUGUUGUAAGGUACACAAUACAAUUCAUGUUGGCAUAACCAUAGUUAAAUCUGGUUAAGCUUGGUUAUGUGUAGAUUCAUAUUAUCCAGUUCACAGAAACCAUUAACGUUCAUUCAUGCGUUGUUCGUCUAAACGGACCUGAUACACCUGUGGACCGAACUCGAGGAAUUUGGCAGGAAAAGGGAGAUGCCAUCCAAGAAUUAUAACCCCAACAGUGCUGAUAGCAAAAGGAAGGAAGAAGAAAUUCGAGAAUUAAAAAUCUACCUAAGUCAGACUGUAAAACCAUGGUUCGAAGAGGGAAGAGAUGGUGAUCCAGAGGCACAGGGUAUUCCUCUGAGAGACAUUCGGCAACGUUUGGAUGCGUCUGGGGUGAUGGAGCGGAUCUCCCACGGGGGAAGGCAACGCAUGCUGGAACAGUAUGACGCCAAUAAAGACGGCAUGUACACAUACCCAGAGUUAGAACAGCUGUUUCUGUCAGAGAGACCAAGGCUAAAUCUAAACAAGCUCACCAGAUGGCAGCAGCUGAAGUUGGGACUCGUAAGCACAGUGGUGCCAGAGAAUGCCACAGAGGAGAAGUCUUUAGAAAGUUACAUAGAGGCCUACAACUGCAAGCCACCGCCGUUGUUCAUCAUCUUUAUUAGUGUGCUAGAGACUAUCAUAUUCAUUGUAUAUGCUGUAGAAUUGAAAGGUACCAAAUAUGAGGUGACUGCCGCCUCGGGUUUUCCAGCGUACAGUCCACUCAUCUAUAAUCCUGCGCGGAGAUACGAGGUCUGGAGAUUUGUGACGUACAUGUGCAUCCAUGUUGGGUAUACGCAUCUUAUUAGUAAUCUGGUCUUCCAACUGGUACUAGGCAUUCCCAUGGAGAUGGUGCACGAAUGGUGGAGAAUGAUGAUUGUGUACUUUUUAGGAGUCUUCGCAGGCUCCCUGGCGCAUUCUGUGACGGAUCCGUCCAGUUUCUUGGCGGGGGCAAGUGGUGGAGUGUAUGCUUUGAUAGGGGCACAAGUCGGUGCUAUUAUAAUGGAUGUCCAUCAGACUUGGGGAUAUCAGGAGGUAUGUGGCUGGGGGGCUAGGAUGUCCAUCAGACUUGGGGAUAUCAGGAGGGGUGUAGGUAUGGCUGUACAAAUGCCAGGAAGAGCACUGAAGAAGGAUUGUGCACAGCUAUUGGAAAACAUGAAGCAAUGGUCUGAGGCUGCUAUGUUGUAUGAGAAGGGUGGUUAUUAUGACAAGGCUGCCGCUGUCUACAUCAGGUCCAAAAACUGGGCCAAGGUUGGUGAGCUGCUCCCCCAGGUCACCUCCCCUAAGAUCCAUGCCCAGUAUGCCAAGGCCAAGGAGGCAGACGGCCGCUACAAGGAGGCAGCACAGGCGUAUGAGAAUGCCAAGGACUGGGACAGUGUCAUCAGGAUCAACUUGGAUCACCUCCAGAAUCCAGAAGAUGCAGUGAGGAUAGUGAGGGAAACACAGUCAGUGGAGGGAGCCAAGAUGGUGGCUAAGUUUUUCUUGAAGCUGAAUGAUUAUGCGUCUGCCAUCCAGUUCCUAGUGAUGUCCAAGUGCAAUGAUGAGGCCUUCCAGCUGGCACAGCAACAUGAUCAGAUGGAAGUUUAUGCAGAGAUUAUAGGCUCUGAUGCCACUGCGGAGGAUUACCAGAGCAUUGCCCUGUACUUUGAAAAUGAAAAGAACCACUUCCUGGCUGGGAAAUUUUUCUUCUUGUGUGCCCAGUAUGGAAGGGCUCUCAAACAUUUCCUGCGCUGUUCUAACAGUGAUGAUAGUAAGGCAAUAGGGAUGGCCAUAGAGACAGUGGGGCAGGCCAAUGAUGAUGCUCUCACCCAUCAGCUGUUUGAUUAUCUACUGGGAGAAACAGAUGGUGUGCCCAAGGCCAGCAAGUACCUGUUCCGCCUGUAUAUGGCACUGAAACAGUUCAGGGAGGCUGCCAGAACAGCCAUUAUCAUAGCCAGGGAGGAGCAGAAUGCUGGAAAUUACCGAGAUGCCCAUGAUGUUCUGUUCAGCAUGUACCAGGAACUGAAGCAGCAGAAAAUCAAGAUCCCAUCAGAGAUGGCUCAUAACUUAAUGAUUCUUCACAGCUAUAUACUGGCAAAGGUUCAUGUUAAGAGAGGGGACCAUCUCAAAGGGGCCAGGAUGUUGAUACGUGUGGCCAAUAACAUCAGCAAAUUUCCCUCUCAUAUUGUCCAGAUUCUCACGUCCACUGUGAUAGAGUGCCACAAGGCAGGACUGAAGAAUUCCUGCUUCAGCUAUGCAGCCAUGCUGAUGAGACCAGAGUACAGAAACCAGAUAGAUGUGAAAUACAAGAAGAAAAUAGAACAGAUAGUGAGAAAACCUGAUAAAACAGAAGAAGACGAGCCCACGACCCCCUGUCCCCAGUGUGGGUAUGCCCAGGCAGAGACAGAGCUGGUCUGCCCCAACUGCAAGAAUAACAUUCCAUACUGUAUCAUUACUGGACGCCACAUGACGAAGGACAAUGUGACAGCAUGCCCCAGGUGUGAUUUCCCUGCUCUCAAGGAUGAGUUUCUUAGUGUACUGGAGACAGAAGAGAACUGCCCCAUGUGUUCAGAGAUGGUGAAGAGUGAGGAACUGAAAGAUGUCAUGGACCUGAACAAAUACAUGAAUCCUGACGAGGGAGAGGACUGAUGGCGCCAAAAGAGCACUUCUUUUUGAACACAAUAUCAGAGAUUUGAAAAAAAAGGUUGCAAAGUCAUGAGACAAAAGGAGUGGAUCAUAGAUUAUGGUAGAAGAGAGGAUACCAUAUGUCUCUUCUCUCCUAUU